This is a messenger RNA of Eupeodes corollae, 1610 nucleotides long. Its product is annotated as dihydropyrimidinase-like. The transcript has 7 exons. Gene Ontology annotation, cellular component: cytosol; cytoplasm. Gene Ontology annotation, molecular function: dihydropyrimidinase activity. Gene Ontology annotation, biological process: pyrimidine nucleobase catabolic process. The record is from RefSeq and is a predicted model, not a curated record. Lineage: Eukaryota; Metazoa; Arthropoda; Insecta; Diptera; Syrphidae. Bases 51 to 1514 code for a protein of 487 amino acids.
UUCUUUUUAGGUAUUUUGACGAUCCUCAACAUAGACAAAAAACAGUUGAAAUGUCUGAGCAAGAAACUCUAAGUUGUGUGUACAUAAAAAAUGGCCAAGUUGUCAACCACGAUCAAAGCUUCAAAGCCGAUGUCUACAUAGAAAAUGGAAUCAUCCAGUUCGUUGGCCCUGCUUCUGAAAUUAGUGUACCUCCUACCGUUAAAACAAUUGACGCUUCCGGCAAGCUUAUUAUUCCAGGGGGUAUUGAUCCACAUACCCACUUCCAAUUGAAAUUGUGCGGAACUGUUACUGCUGACGAUUUCUAUCAUGGAACAAGAGCGGCUAUUGCUGGUGGUACAACGACUAUUAUUGAUUUCGUUUUGCCCGACAAAGGGGAGUCUCUCAUCGAGGCUUACAAAAAGUGGCGAAGCUGGGCUGAUCCUAAGGUCUGCUGUGAUUAUGGUCUUCAUGUUGGCAUUUCAUGGUGGUCCGAAUCUGUUUCAAACGAAAUGAAAACUAUCUGCGAUGAGUUAGGAGUUAAUUCAUUCAAAAUGUAUAUGGCUUACAAAGGAUUAUAUCAAUUAGAUGAUACAGAACUAUUUGAAGCAUUCGAAAGAAUCCGUUCAUUAGGUGCUCUAGCUCAGGUUCACGCGGAAAAUGGUGAUAUCAUUGAAAAAAAUAUAGCGAAACUUUUAAAAGCCGGCAUAACAGGUCCCGAGGGACAUGAACUUUCCCGUCAAGAGGAAGUUGAAUCUGAAGCAGUCAAUCGGGCCUGUAUAAUAGCACAUCAGGCCGAUUGUCCAUUAUACGUCGUACAUUUGAUGAGUAAAUCUGCUGGUGAUGAACUAGCCCGUGCCAGAAAACGGUAUAAGAAUCGUGGGAUCUUUGGAGAAACAUUGGCAGCAGCACUAGGCACUGAUGGUACCCGUUCUCUUAAUAAAUGUUGGCACCAUGCAGCAGCUCAUGUUUUAAGUCCGCCAUUACGUCCAGAUCCCACAACUCCAGAAUAUAUGAUGAAGUUAUUGGCAAAUGAUGACCUACAAACAACUGGCAGCGAUAAUUGUACUUUCAACAGGAACCAGAAAGAGAUCGGCUUAGAUGACUUUUCGAAAAUUCCCAACGGUAUCAAUGGUGUUGAAGAUCGCAUGUCUAUAGUGUGGGAGAAAGGGGUUCAUGCUGGUCUUUUGGAUCCUUGUCGUUUUGUGGCCGUAACCAGUACCAAUGCAGCUAAAAUCUUUAAUAUGUUUCCUAAGAAAGGUCGCAUUGCUGUUGGGUCGGACGCCGAUGUAGUCAUAUGGAAUCCAAAUUUGACGCGUAAAAUCUCCAAGGACACACAUCACCAUGCAUGUGACUUUAAUAUUUUCGAAGGCUUAGUUUGCCAUGGAGUUCCAGAAGUUGUCAUCGUUCGAGGGCGUGUAUGUGUUGAAAAUAAAGAGGUUGCUGUUGUUAAGGGAUAUGGACAGUUUAUUCCCUGUGAAAUACGUUCUCCUUUUGUGUAUGAUGCAUUUGAAGAAAAUGCCAAAAGUGACAAAUGAAUUGCUUUAUUAAUUAUUAUAUUUUUUUACUGACAAUAAAAGUUCAUAAUUUCAAGAAAAACACAUUUCUUUCAAUAAACGUUUUUAUAGUUUUUA